Messenger RNA from Culex quinquefasciatus (southern house mosquito), 2514 nucleotides. It is a transcript of the gene twisted, whose product is annotated as protein O-mannosyl-transferase 2. Gene Ontology annotation, molecular function: dolichyl-phosphate-mannose-protein mannosyltransferase activity. Gene Ontology annotation, biological process: protein O-linked glycosylation via mannose. Lineage: Eukaryota; Metazoa; Arthropoda; Insecta; Diptera; Culicidae. The transcript is spliced from 9 exons. Bases 170 to 2338 code for a protein of 722 amino acids. Gene Ontology annotation, cellular component: membrane; endoplasmic reticulum. The record is from RefSeq and is a predicted model, not a curated record.
ACGAACCUCAAACCAGGAAAGCACGACCGUGGACCGCUCAGACGUGGUUGAAACGUACACACUUUUUCGAAGCUUUGAGUUUGUUGUGCUGCUGCCUUCCAGCUCUAAUCAGCUGUCAAAUAUAGUUCAAGUUCUGAGUUGAGCAACCAGCCUCUCGUUGGAGCAGAUCAUGGCGACGAGUGAAAACGAAAGUGAGCCCCCAGUUAAGGUGCGACAUCCAGCCAAAAUUAGCACCUCAGAUGACAAAUCAGCAAAAGAAAAGGUGGAAUCCGGCACGAAAGUUGAUCUCAACUGGUGGAUCCUGUUCGGGGCGAUCCUCGUGCUGACGGUGGGCACCCGGUUUUACAAUGUGACCGUCCCGGACCACGUUUGCUGGGACGAGACGCACUUUGGCAAGAUGGGCAGCUGGUACAUCAACCGGACGUUCUUCUUCGACGUGCACCCACCGCUGGGCAAGAUGCUGAUCGGGCUUUCCGGGUAUUUGACCGGGUACGAUGGGAAGUACCCGUUCGACAAGCCGGGGGACAAGUACAACGGGACGCACUACGAGGGGAUGCGGAUUUUCUGCACCGCCCUUGGCGCCGCCAUCGUCCCGAUGUCCUUCCACACGGUGUGGGACAUGACGGGAUCGCUCACGGCUUCCGCGUUUGCCGCCGCCUACAUUCUGUUCGACAUUGGGAUGCUCAUCCUGAACCGGUACAUCCUGCUGGAUCCACCGCUGAUCUUUUUCAUGACCGCCUCGGUCAUGGGAAUGGCUCGGGUUUCCAAGUUGACCCGGGAGGGUCACAGCUUUGGAUCCAGUUGGUGGAGUUGGCUCAGCUUCACCGGAGGUAUGCUGGCCUGUACGAUCAGCGUGAAGUUCGUGGGGUUGUUUGUGGUGCUGCUCGUUGGACUCCACACGGCUUCGGAUCUCUGGGACGUCCUCGGGGACUUGAGCAGACCGAUUUGGUACACGGUGAAGCAGCUGGCUGCUCGAGCACUGACCUUGAUCGUUCUCCCGAUCGUGCUGUACGCCACUUUCUUCUACAUUCACCUGGCGGUCCUCAACCACUCCGGCAGUGGAGAUGGAUUCUACAGCUCGGGAUUCCAGUCGAACCUCGUCGGAAACUCGCUGUACAACGUGUCGAUGCCUCGGCAGGUCGCGUACGGAGCGAUCGUAACGCUGAAGAACCACAAAACCGGAGGCGGUUACCUGCACUCCCACAACCAUCUCUACCCGAAGGGAUUUGGAGCGCAGCAGCAGCAGGUCACCACGUACAGCCACAAGGACGAAAACAACAAGUGGAUUUUGAAGCCGUACAACGAGCAGAGUACGGCCAAUGUGACCGUGGUCAAGCACGGGGAUUUGAUCCGGCUGGAGCACGUGCCAACGGGGAGGAAUUUGCACUCGCACCGGGAACAGGCGCCAGUGACGAAGAAGCACAUGCAAGUCACGUGCUAUGGGGAGACCGGUGUCGGUGACUCGAACGACGUGUGGCAGGUUCGAAUCCUGGGUGGGCGCGAUGGAGACGUUGUAGAAACCGUAACGAGCCGGCUGGUGCUGUACCAUUACAUCGAACGGUGCGUGCUGACGACCACGACCAAGCAACUGCCGAAGUGGGGCUUCGAGCAGCAGGAGGUCACAUGCAAUCCGAACAUCCGGGACCGGGCCGCCGUGUGGAACGUGGAGGACAACCAGUUUGACAAAUUGCCGAGCGUAAACUUUCAAGUGUACGCACCUGGCUUCCUAAGUCGGUUCUUCGAGUCGCACGCCGUCAUGCUGCAGGGCAAUUCGGGGUUGAAGCCCAAGGAGGGGGAAGUUACGAGCCGACCCUGGCAGUGGCCGAUCAAUUACAGGGGUCAAUUCUUCUCCGGUUCAGAGCAUCGCGUCUAUCUGCUGGGCAAUCCCGUCAUCUGGUGGAGCAAUCUGGCCUUUCUGGCGCUGUUUGUAGUGGUCUUCCUGGUGGAGGUCGUCAAGCAGCAGAGGGCUGGGGAUCAAUCCGAGACCGGUAAUGGGGAAAAUGACUUCAAGUGGCGAUCUCUGAGGGCUUCUUUGUGGCUUUUUGGCGGUUGGAUUUUGCACUAUUUGCCAUUUUAUGCCAUGGGACGAGUUCUGUACUUCCACCACUACUUUCCGGCACUGGUGUUUAACUCAAUGCUAGCAGGUGUGAUGCUGGACUACCUGACGGCGAGGUUCCCCACCUGGCUGCGCCACACCGUCCUCGGGGUCGCUCUGGCCGGGCUCGUGUACAGUUUUGCGCUGUUUUCCCCGCUGGCGUACGGCAUGAACGGGCCGUUUUCCCACGAGCCCAACUCGACCGUGGCCGGCCUCAAGUGGCUGGAUUCGUGGGAGUUCUGAAGAGGUUGUUGAAGUAGAAGGACGAGCUUGAUUGAAUCUCGAGAGAUUUGCAUUAGAUUUGAAUGUUUAGUUUAUUUGGACAUCGCUGAAGCUUGCCAGCAUUGUGGAUGAAGAAUUCGAUUUUAGUCAGAAAAGUAUCCAUAGUAAUAAAUAAAUACUCGAAUUUUUACAAAAAA